UGCUUGAUAACCAAUCGGAAGCCGAAUAGCUUAUCCAAUGACGUUCUCCUACGUAACAUCACAUGGUCAUAACGCUAAUGAGCUAUUCUAUCUAUUAAGGUUGUAUUCUUCGAGGUUGUACUUUGACUUUGAAUCUAUAAUUUCUAUCCCAGGAAAUAAUCCGCAGCAAUUCUUCUGACGACGAUUAAUAAAAAAAAUAAUUACUAAUGGCUCGUACAAAGCAGACCGCUCGUAAGUCUACCGGAGGUAAAGCUCCGAGGAAGCAGCUGGCCACCAAGGCUGCCAGAAAGAGUGCGCCGUCUACAGGUGGCGUGAAGAAGCCACAUCGUUACAGGCCUGGUACCGUCGCUCUGAGAGAAAUCAGACGUUACCAAAAAUCCACUGAGUUGCUCAUCAGGAAGUUGCCAUUCCAGCGUUUGGUUCGAGAAAUCGCACAGGAUUUCAAAACGGAUCUGCGUUUCCAGAGUGCUGCUAUCGGUGCUCUACAGGAAGCCAGUGAAGCUUACUUGGUCGGCUUGUUUGAAGAUACCAACUUGUGUGCCAUUCACGCCAAACGGGUAACAAUUAUGCCCAAGGACAUUCAGCUGGCCAGAAGAAUUCGAGGAGAACGGGCAUAAAAACACCACACUACUACCUUUGCCCCAACCAACACACCACUUAAUCACACCAAUUGUAUACAAGAAAAAUACAAAAAAAAAAAACACGCCACUCUUCACACAACUCUAUCUAUCUUUCUCUCUCAUAUAUUACUGACCAUUAAUAAUAAUAAUAUGAAUACAAGUACCAUUUUCAUGUCAUCAUUUUGUAAUAUUUCAUAUUAGGACAUAAAACUUUUUUAUAAAGACCAUGUAGACCAUUGGUAUAAUUAUUUUGGAAAGAUGUAUUUUCGUUUCUUUUUUUGUCCAAGCUUCCUCUGUCGCCGCCAUCUUCCCCUUUCCCCCCGUGUCCCAUGAGGUUUGUUUUCCUCCUCCUCCUCCUCCUUCACUCUUCACGUAAAAAAAAAACCUCCAUCAGUGUUUUGAAAUUUACAUUGGAAGAAGAAAAAAAUUGAGGGUCAAAGGAAACUUGGGGUUUUAUUUAUUCCAUUGGAGUCGUUUAUUUUUGUUUCUAUAUUUUCCUAUAAUUUUAAUGUACCUCCCCCCAUCCCAACUUAGUGUGUAAUAAUGUCUGGGGGUCUUGUUUACAAACAACCCUCCCUUGACUACGCCCUUUUUGCUAAUCCCUUUCCCCCCGCUCCAUUUUAGACCCUCCCCCCAAAUAAGAGCAACCUAUUUUAAGUUAGUCCACAUUUUUUUCUUUAAGGAAAAAGUUGCAUCCUUUCUCCCCCGAAAGGAGUCUCUAGACUCUACCAUCAUCUUUACACACUAUUCUCUCCACCCAACCCUGCUCGCUCUACCCCCUCUCCCCAACUAAUUUAAAUUGUACACCCCACUUUUUUGUCCUUGUCUCUUUACAUUCACUGUACUGCAUCUCACUAUAGCUUCAUAAUAAAAGUUUUUUGGUCCAUACACUGUA
Molecule: messenger RNA, 1515 nt
Organism: Octopus bimaculoides (California two-spot octopus)
Lineage: Eukaryota; Metazoa; Mollusca; Cephalopoda; Octopoda; Octopodidae
Product: histone H3.3A
Cellular component (GO): nucleosome
Molecular function (GO): protein heterodimerization activity; DNA binding; structural constituent of chromatin
Source: RefSeq, a predicted model, not a curated record